Gracilinanus agilis (Agile Gracile Mouse Opossum) is the source of this 492-nucleotide messenger RNA. RefSeq names its product transcription factor HES-5-like. The record is from RefSeq and is a predicted model, not a curated record. Lineage: Eukaryota; Metazoa; Chordata; Mammalia; Didelphimorphia; Didelphidae. Gene Ontology annotation, cellular component: nucleus. The transcript has 3 exons. Gene Ontology annotation, molecular function: RNA polymerase II cis-regulatory region sequence-specific DNA binding; protein dimerization activity; DNA-binding transcription factor activity, RNA polymerase II-specific. The coding region runs from base 1 to 492 and encodes 163 amino acids. Gene Ontology annotation, biological process: regulation of neurogenesis; regulation of transcription by RNA polymerase II; anterior/posterior pattern specification.
AUGGCCCCCAGCACAGACUUCAUGGAGCACAGUUCCCUCCUGACUCCCAAAGAGAAAAACAAACUGAGGAAGCCGGUGGUGGAGAAGAUGCGCCGGGACCGGAUCAACAGCAGCAUCGAACAGCUGAAACUCUUGCUGGAGAAGGAGUUCCAGAGACACCAGCCCAACUCCAAGCUGGAGAAGGCUGACAUCCUGGAGAUGACCGUCAGCUACCUGAAGCAGCAAAGCCACCUGCAAGGCAAAGCUCCAGGCUCACUCCCCAGAAGCCUGCAGACGGACUUCAAGGAGGGUUAUGCCCGCUGCCUGCAGGAAGCCUUUCAGUUUCUCUCCUUCCACAAGGCACAGACGGACACGCAGACCAAACUGCGCAGCCAUUUCCAGAAGAGCUCCUCCGCGGCCCCUGAGGGGUUGUCUCCCUCCUUCCCAGCCCCUAGUCCUGGGAAGCAGCCUGCUCUUAAAGGUCCUCCCAGUCCUCUGUGGCGGCCCUGGUAA